Molecule: messenger RNA, 1351 nt
Organism: Lactuca virosa
Lineage: Eukaryota; Viridiplantae; Streptophyta; Magnoliopsida; Asterales; Asteraceae
Source: the annotation of a GenBank genome assembly
CGAACACCCUUUCUUUCUCUCUCUCUAAAAAACCUCCCAUAAAUCUAGAGAGAGAAAAUGAGGAGAAGAAGGCUGUCACCAACUUCAUCGUCUUCGUGUUCAUCUUCAUCUUCAUGCAUUAAUGAACGCCAAGUUCCAAAGCCCAAACGAUCCUCUAGAACCCACAACAAGAACAGCACUCUCAAUUCAAAUCAAAAUGCCGCUGCUGAAAACACCCGCAGAAGCUCCAUUUACAGAGGUGUCACCAGGCAUAGAUGGACAGGAAGAUUUGAAGCACAUCUAUGGGACAAAGGAACAUGGAACAGCAUCCAGAACAAGAAAGGGAAACAAAUUUAUUUAGGGGCAUAUGAUAGCGAAGAGGCAGCUGCUCGAACCUACGAUCUUGCGGCCCUUAAAUACUGGGGUCAAGAUACAACACUUAAUUUCCAGAUAGAUACAUACAAAAAGGAGAUUGAAGAAAUGGAGAAAUUGUCCAAGGAAGAAUAUUUAGCUUCACUAAGGCGAAGAAGCAGUGGAUUUUCAAGAGGUGUUUCAAAAUAUCGAGGAGUGGCAAGGCACCAUCAUAAUGGAAGAUGGGAGGCACGGAUUGGACGAGUUCUUGGAAACAAAUAUCUAUACUUGGGAACUUACAGUACUCAAGAGGAAGCGGCUGCAGCAUACGACUUAGCAGCCAUUGAGUAUCGAGGCGCUAAAGCAGUGACCAAUUUCGAUAUUAGUAUAUAUGCGGAUCGCUUAAAAAAUGGCGCAUCACAAACCCAAGCUACUCCUGAAUCCACAGAAGUCAUAACCUCGUUGAAAAACGAGCAUAACGAAGAGCCUCAUCAUGACCUAAACUGUAAGCAGCAACAACAACAACAACAACAACAACAACAACAAGAUCAUGAAGCAACAAUAGUGGAAAAAGAAGAGUCUUUACAUGAGAUGCAUGACCUUGACUUCCCACCUUCGGUUGAGGAAGAUCAUCCAUGGAGCUUGUGCAUGGACUCAAGUUACAAUCUCCUUCCGGUUCCACACAUUCCUUUUGAUAAAUCAGGCGACCUUCUUGACUUGUUUCAUGGUACUAGUUUUGAGGAUGAUAUUGAUAUAAUUUUUGAUGGGCCAUUCUCGAUUGGAAACGAGUUGGAGAAAGUGCAUGUAUGUAUCACUUCGCCUUCAUCUUCAUCAUCAUUAUCAUCAUUAUCAUCGUCGUCUACAACAACCUCCCUUUCUUAUCCAAGUUCCCAUUGCUGAAGAGAAGGUUGAGUCCUUUGAUUUGGUAUUGUUUUGUGUUUUUGUUUUUGUUUUUGAAUUUUAUGCUGUUGUUUCUAGUGGAUUAUAGAGAUCAUUAAAUAGUUUGAGCUUUCUUUUGUUC